Messenger RNA from Paraglomus occultum, 178 nucleotides. NCBI's taxonomy places the organism in Eukaryota, Fungi, Glomeromycota, Glomeromycetes, Paraglomerales, Paraglomeraceae. The record is from the annotation of a GenBank genome assembly.
AUGAAGUCUGAACAGCCGACGGAUGUUCCCGCAGACUGCCUCCAAACACCUGACAUUGGAAGCAAUGGCCAUACGCCAGUAGGUAUACACAACACAGCACUGGACACUGACAUCCAGGAUAUUACAGGCCUUGAACAGGAUGUUCCCACAGGCCAGGCCCAAGCACCUGACGCCAGAA